CGUUACGAGCGGCCUGGAUCGAAUGCUGAGAAGCGUUGCAUGGGAAUAAUUCUUGAGAAGCACGUUUUAAUAUCGCGUACUUGUUGAAAACAUUUUCUCCACGCUUUCAUUUCUUUCUCACACUCGGAGUAAGGUUUGUGCAUGGGGCAGAGGACUAAAGACGCAGAUAGAAUGGCACAGAACAACACAAGCGUCUCUGAUUUACACCCGUCGAUAUUAUGCUGAGUAAAUAUCACUGAUUCCAGGUAAGACAACUUGUUUCUUUGCCGCUUGAAAUGAUAUUGCAAAGCUAAAAUUUACUGGAAAUAGUAUUUUUCUCUUGAAUUGUGUUAAAUAUAAACGGCGAGAUUAGCGAUGGGGAAAAAUAAGACACGCAAGUUAAUGUAAUGACGGAAAUGGAUAAAUAGAGAAAAAUCGCAUUCUAGUUUUUUUACAGGUAAUCACAUGAUUUCGAGUGCAAUUUGGAAUAAAUACACACGAGUAAAUUUUUUCAAAGGCUAACAAAAUUGCACGAGCCCGUAGGGCGAGUGCAAUUUGUGGUCUUUGAAAAAAUUUACGAGUGCUUAUUUAUUCCAAAUUGCACGAGAAAAAUUAUGUGAUUACUUGUUAAUAAUAUUCAUGAAAAAACUGCGAGAUAGCUUUAAAAUCUCUUUAAUAGGGAGUCAACCCGCGUAAACUACGUGCAAAAAUAAAUUAUUCAAACGCUGCAAAUAUCAUCACACGUGCAGUCAAAACAACAUUUUGCUCGAUGUUUUUAAAGUUUGCAAGCUGCAGAAAUGGGCUGAACAGUUCCUGGAAUUGUUCAAUGUGUUUGAAAUAAAGAUUUUGGGUUAUUACCUCGAGUUUUCCGCUCUUCCAGAGAAUUUCUUCUUCCUCCUCUGAUAUUUGCCGAGCUUUGUUUGGGCGCUUACCACGGCCAGCCAAGCGAAGCUGUUUCGCUUUUUCCUCCAACACCUCUUUGGACGAACUAAAUUCUCGGUCACGUACAAUGGACAGGGUGCAGCCUUUGUACUUAAAGUGUCUAUCAAGCAAUGCCUUCAUAUAUUACUUUAAGGCUUUCUGGUUCAUAAAUCUUCACCUUUUUUGUAUUGUUUACUUCGGCGUAGAAAUGUUCAGGCAAAGUGUUAUAAGCUCAGCCGGCUCAUAAUUUUCUAUUUCAUCAGUAAUUUCCUUACCUACGCACCAAUUCUUCCAAAAAGAGAGCCAAAAACCAGUGCUUUUCGCAGUGUUUUCGUUUUUAGAGCAGUUUUUCAGCUCCUCUACAGUUGUUUCGGUCGCAAAAGCAAAUGUGCUGCAAUCGCCAACCACUGCGGUUUUUGCUCGAAACUGGCCAUGGUCCGGAGCGGAUCAAAAUUUUGGGCCAUUUAGUUGGCGCAUUUGAUUGGCUCUCAGUGAGUUCCUUUGUUUAUUAGCCAAUCAGAAUGUCACGUUUGUUACUCUUUUCUGCACUCCAUUAUCUUUUUUCUGCACUCAAUUACCUUUUUUCUGCACUGUGUUACCUAAAAACUGCAUUCCUCGUAGCCAAUCACAAUCGAGAAAUUUUUUCAUGUAUAUUAUUAUUGAAGUUAUCACGAUUUUUUAUGUACAUGUGGAGCUGCACUAAAAGCGAAUUUAGAAUCAGAAGCACGUAAUCAUCGUUUCAACUAACACUCCAUAAUAGCACCAUCAGAAAUGUAAUAAACACAGUUUACGCCCUCUAGCUCGCUGAAACAUUUGUGGGAUUUUCUUUAGGGAGUAGUUUAGAGAUAUAUGACGUUCGAAAACCAUUAAUGAUAUAAACUGUCAGUCAGGCAACACUUCGGUGUUCAACUCAUUUCGUCGCUCCGGCCUUUCGAUGGCUGCCUUCCGAUCGCUUUAUAGCGCAUUGUAACUUUUUGUAAACUUGUCAGUUAAAUAUUAACCCUUGCUAAAAAGACAAAAUGUCUCGGCCCGACGUAUAAAACUAGAAAUACGUAGAUCGCAGGACCUCGCGAAUGACUUAACGCUUGCUAAAAAGACAAAAUGUCUUGGCCCGACGUAUAAAUGAGCUGCGCAGUCUUCUGCAACUUAUUGAUGCAAAGGAAUUAAAAAAUAUAGAAUAGUACUUCACCGAUCGAGGAUUACGACAAGAAAUCGAUGUGUCUUAAUUUACUCUCAAAGGACUGAUAUUUGAACCAUCUCGAUGCGGUCAUCAGAUUUUUAUUUUUACUUUUACCGUAAAUCCUCUAUUAAGCCCCCCGGGGGGCUUAUUUUUUUCAAGCACUUUUGAGGGGGGGCUUAUUUAAUUUAGCGAAACGCAUCACCUGUAGCAAAAAUACCGUGGUAUGAGGCAGAGUAGACUUACGCAUAGUACAAUUAAAGUCACUGUCAAAAGUAUUUAAUUCACUUGUGGGAGCCUAAAAGUAACAAAAACAAAAUUCUUAUUCUUCAAAAAUGUGCUUUCGGCCUCAUGUUCUUUGGUAAUUUUUAUGAAUAAACCAUAACUGAUCAGUCCACGUUAAUCAUUAAUUCUUUUUUUUUGAAGAAUAAGGAUUGGGAAAGGGGGAGGGGAGAGGGCUUAAAAGAGAGGGGGGCUUAUUAACGUUCCUCCUCUGAAAAGGGGGGGGGGGGCUUAUUUGAGGGGGGGCUUAAUAGAGGAUUUACGGUAUUUAUUUUUAUUUUCAGUCAGCAGUAUUUAUUCCCAGGCAAAAUAAAUGCUUAAUCUUUAUUUUUACAGCAAUUUUGUGAAAACAUUCCAUGUUUACGAAAAGAGAUGAUGCUUGGUAACCUCAUUGCAAAAACAAAAGAAUUUGUGUUUUAUCUGUAACAAAGGUAUUCAGCCAAGUGUCUACGAUUUAUUCAUUCCAUUACUGUAUUUGACUUCAAGGCAGUUUAAAAAUAAUCUUUUCCUUUUCUUUUGCCUCUUUUCCCUACAAAGCAUAUAAAAUAAUACAUCAUCCCAUUACGUCACGAAAAAUUUGUUAUUUGUUGGUUCUAAGAGUAGCAGCAAAUUAUUGUUUUCACGGUUCCAGCGUAUUGACAGCUGUCAUGGAGACUCAAGUAUAAAAGAGUGGGAUUUUACUGAGGUUAUCAUUCUAAGCUGAUAUCGCUGCCUGAGUUCUGAGUUUCGUUUGUAAAUGCUUUUUUCUUGUUGUGUCUUUUUGUGAUUUCAUUGUUUUCACUGUUCACCGUUUCAACAAUAGGGAAUAGGCAAAACAGGAAGCAUUAUAUAAACCAACCAAGCACUAAGUGAAAAUAACAUUUAGAGCAUCAGUUAACAUCCUCUCAAACUCCACCAUGUUUUUUAUCUUCACUCACUUUGUUUUGGCCUUUACAUGGAGGUGGGGGACCCCAGUUAGGUGAGGUGAAACCUCCCACGCAGUGACGUUCUUCGGGCUUCGUCACUCGUUUUUUCUCCAUGAAGGAAGGAGUGCGUGACAAAGCCCUAAGAACGUGGGAGGCUACAAUAGCUCAGGUGGGUCAGCACUCAUUAACAUCCGUCAAAAGGACCUCUCAUCUUCGGUCGGAUUUCGUAAGCAUAUGAUGUCACGCUCGCCUCGAAGUUUAAUAUGCGAUCCCAUCCAUCUGCACUUCGAUCAUCUAUAUCCGACUUGUUUGAUUUUUGGUGAGAGGUUUUGUCCCAUUUUUUCGAUCAUUCCUCGAUUGAUUCCAAGGAUGUUUUGAUGUUUCAAGCCUCCUCUUACUCGGCGGGGAAAAGGACUUUUCAGUGGAUGUUUAUACUGAAUAACAUCCGUUGAAUGGCCCCAGAUCACCAGGCUGUGUAUCUAGGUGACAAUUAUAAAUUAUCACUUUCCGUAUUGAAUUAAUACAUGUACAGUGUAAAAAUCACCAUACUUAUAUUUUACACUUGAGGAGAAGGAUCAAUAUCAUUAUUACGUCAUGUUAUUUAUUUAUUAUGUCAUUUUACCAUAUAAGUUAUAAUAAUAAUAUUAUUUAAUAAUAUUUCUGUUCAAUUUCAUUAAAAUGACUGGUCACUGGAUAGCCCAGGGACUGCCCUAACAGUGGGUGGGUGGAACAGGCGUGGAGGCCAAAAUUAGUGGGGUAGGGAGUGGGCUAUUUUGACACAACCCCUUCAGUAUGCAGCAGUGUUCACUAGAGGCUUUGACUGGCAAGUACCUUGUUCUUAAUUUGCCCUAGCCUCUGAGCUGAAUCAGGCCUCUGCUGCGAAUGAUGAUGUUUUUUUAUUUUGCACGCAUUGUCCCACCUCGAAUAUCCUUGCUAGCUGCAGGCAAUACCACUUGUGUAAGUUUAUUUGUUUAUUAAUAAAGUUUUGUUGUUGUUGUUGUUGUUGUUGUUGAUAAUUGCAGAGCUCUGUGGGAGGCACAGACAGUCACCCAUUGUCCUGGGUGGGGAGGAUCAAAGUCUUGGUACGAAGGACACAAUUAGAAUAGGACCUGUAGACACUCACUGAAGCCAUGUUUACAUAAUUUCUGUCAGAUUUAUUUAUUUAUUUAGGCUUAUUUAUUUUAUGCUUUGUAAUUAAGGUUGCAAAUGAAAAUGUGCUUAAACUGUGCAUUUUGGUUCAAAGCCAUUGAUACUAUGAAGUCUUCAUCUACAUGAUAUCUUCAAGUUAUUCCUUGGGAAAGGUUGCCUAUCGGGUCAAUGGGUUUGUUCAAGAUUUUUUUAUUAUACGUUUCUUUAACAGUACAUCAAAAUGAAUGAAUGGUGGAAUCAACAUUUUUAAUUCAACUUAAGUAACCCCUCAGAGUUUUGACUUGGCUUCUUGUUGUUUCGUCAAAAAUGUCCUGUAAAAACUGUAAGGGGAGGGUCCAAAGAAUUUGGAAAUAGUAUCUUACCAUCUGCAUUAGCCCUUCCCUCUCUGUAAAUAAUCCCCACUCCCUGAUUUCUUUGAGGUCUUGCUUGAAUAUUAGUUUAUAAGUGCACCUUAAAGCCUCUUCUGCUGUAAUUGUUCCUUCAACUUCUUUUGCAGCAAAGGCAUGUCAUUCUAGAAAAAAAGAAAAUGCUCUGUCAUUCAAUCAAGUACAGCAGAUGCUAUUUAAUUUUAUGAAGCUAAAACAAACAUAGAAAAGUAAUUAUUCAACAAUAAGAUUGUUUUUCCUUGUUUGAUCAUCAUUAAACUUCCCUUCAGUUUUCUUGUGCAUUAAUUAUUGACUGUGUGAUUUGACUGGUGGAUUGAUUUUUGGUGCACUCUCGAUCCUCCUUUUUCCCUCUAUAUGUUAAUUUGUUUUCUUAUUCAGUGUUAAAGUGUUGACCAAAUUACUCCAGAAUUAUGCUGCUUGUGAAAGGCAUCUGUUCAACCGAAGUGCCCCAUAGAGAGAGGAGUAUUUACUAGCUUUGGUCUAGAAUUUUAGGUCUGAUUUGACAGAUCUAUUUGGAUGUUUGUUACCAAGAAAAGAUGUCUUUACUUACAAUAGUUUGGAUUAAUGCAGAUUUUUAACAUAGAAAUUAAUUGCUGUGAACCCAGAUUAUGUCUGUUAGUGAGAGGUGCAUGUAAGCUUAUAGGAGGUGUUGGUUAACAGGGGUUCUUGUACGGUACCUGAUGAAAAUUGGGAUUUUUUCCCCUGCUCAAGUUCUGUGCAAGCUAAAUGUCAUACAUGUUAAUGCUACCAUUUACAACAGUAGUUUAAGAACAUGAGUGAUGUUCAGAAUACUGAAAGUUUAAAAAUAUUACUUUGUCGAACAAUGUAAAUUAUAAUAAUUAUUUAAUCAUGACUAUUACAUUAUUAUUGUAUCAAUUUAUUACAAUAUUAUAGUCACUGCUAUUACAAAUUUUGGCAAUACUAUGCAAAAUAUGCUUACCAUGCAGUCAUAGCUGUUUGCUUGAAAGGGAAUUGCCUUUAAUGUAAAUAGUAGGAGGGGGGGGCUUGCCCCCACCCCCCUUUCCUACCACCACUGCAGCCAUGUUUCUCGACCCAAAAUUGGUCAAGUGAAAAUGUUAAGAUUUUAUUGAACACCAGUUGUAGCAUCCAGGGUGCACGUUUUCUACCCUCCGAUGACUCAAGAAGCACCAUGAAGCAGGAUUGUGUUAGCCUUUGUUUGAACAACUGCCUACUUAUGCAAACCCGCCCAACUGUUGAUUACGGACACUGUUAAGAUCUCAAAGAGGUUUGCUUGUGCCAACAAACUAAGCAAUUAAUGACAUUUUGGGAAAUUGGAGUAGGGCUAUGGUCAACAGCCCACUUUGGUUAUAACAGUGGCGGAUCUAGGGAAGAAGCCUAGCGGGCCGAGCCCCCCUCUUAUUUUUAGACCAAACUGAGGCCCAAAGGGCGGAAAAAAUAUUUUUGGAGACUGCCCCCCUCCCCCUUAUCUCAGGGUCUGGAUGACCAGGCACCACCCCCCCCCUCCUUAUCUGACAGUCUGGAUCCGCCAUUGUAUAAUAAUAUAGCUACUACUCACCUGUGCCUCCAAAUCCUUUGCUUGCCUUGUAGUCCUCGUAGUAGGAAUAUUUUACGGUAUUUCGAGUCUCAAAAUCUUUGAUUAGCUUUGUGCUUCUUCAGUGGAUGAAACAGAAUAUAAAUUAUCAGACAACUUAGUGUGAGCUUUGGCUUCCCGUUGUUUAAUACUGGUAUACUUAGCUUUCUUUUGCUGUCUUUUUUUUUCUACUAGUUUUUUUUUUUUUUUUUUUUUUUUGUGAAUGUUUUGUGUAGCUGUGUGUGGUGUGUGGUACCUGACCCUUUAAUAUAAUCAUUUAUUAAUAACCUAAGUAAGGCUGCCCUAUCUUUUUAGCCCUCAAUGGUUAUUAUCGGCAGCCUGUACUCUCUCUAUAUUUUCAUCUAAUUUUUUUGUAUCAUGUAAAUCAAUGCAGGGUACAGCUGGGUACAAAUAAAGUUGUUUUGUUGCAAGCAUUCAUUAUUAUUUAACAGAGACAGACAUUACACACAUGGAUCAUUCUCUAUUUUUUAUAUUCCUUCCAAUAUUUGAAAAAGUUGUUAAAUGGGGCAGCGGUUCAUUUGAGUUUAAUUUGCUUGUUCGUGUAAUUCUGCAUGAAUGCCAUUCGAUCCGGGGCCAUUAAGGGAUGUUACUCAGUAACAUCUGCUGAAAGGACACCUUCUUGAUGUGCUGAGAGGCUUGAUCGAGGCGAAACAUUAAAACAUCUUUUCCAAACAGCGGCAUCUUCUUGUUUGAAUCAAUCGAGGGAUGAUCGAAAAAGCAAGACAAGACAUCGAAACAAACAUCAGAUCAUCAGACAAAUCAGAGUGGAAGAUCGAAGCGAAGCUUACAUGAGUCACAGGGGGAACCACGAGGCGAGCGUGACGUCAUACGUUUACGAAAUCCGACCGAAGAUGAGAGGGCCUUUCGACGGAUGUUAACGAGUGCUGACCGCUCAGGUGGGGUUAGCCUGUUCCAGGCUCAGAGAUAGUUGGGCUUGCAUGCCUUUUACUUUCGCGUCUUCCCUACUAUCUGAGAGCCUGGAACAAGCUAAGGUGGGGUAAACCGCGCUUACCGGAAAUUUUACAAGCCCGCCAUCCCGGGCUGUACUUUCUCAAGAUUAUUACAUGGUCGCAAUGCAUGUUAUUAAACAAAACAGAAAGGCGAACAAAUGACUUGUUUUGGUGGUUAAUGCUCUCUACCCUCAGUUGCUGCAACCGUUCAGUCACUUAAAAUAAUGCAAAGCUUCCGCUGAAGGCAGUUAAUUGUUCAGUCAACGAAUUUGAUGUAAACAUGAAUCCAACCCCGGUUAGGCGAUUACCCCACCUUGAAAGGUUUAAUAUAAGACAUUACUUCGUCUUUCUUUUACAAGAACGUCUUAUAUGAUGAUGCUUUGUAUUUUGUGCGAGAAUAUAUCUUCGUUUCAUGCCAUUACAAAUAAUCCUUCCAUCCCAAUAAAUAUGUGAGAUAAUACCCUUUAACACUACACUUCAAAUGACCGAUUAAUUAGUCCAAGGCAGAUAAGAGGAGAGAAGGCAAUGGGUUUGUUUAAGGUAGUGUUUUGAGUUAUCCACUGAUGAUGAGUUAUCCAGAAUGUUUUAGUGUACUUUCAAUACCAGAACUAGUGGGCAAGGGUUUCAGUAAAUUCCCCGCAGUAAGAACAGAAUUCUGCUUGUUUAAGGCCGGUUUUAAAGAGGAAGUAGUUUGUUGCUAUUUGUCUGUGAAGGAACAUGAAUUGGAACACUCGUAACGUUUUUUUCUGUUGUACUCAGAAAAGGGAGGCGGCAUGUAUUCUCCCAGUUCACAUUCACAUUUCCUAUUAUAUUUUCCUUAAACAGCCAUUUUCCCUGGCUUUUAAGAGGGGUGGUGGCCUUUUUUCGAUAAUUGAUUUGUAAACGGUUUUACAGGCUUUUUCUAUAAAUCUUGCCAAGAUUUAUAAAAAAAUGUUUUAAAGACAUUUUCCAUACGGACGGAAAUUUUAUAUUAAGUUAUACUACAAUUAUUGGCUUAUAGUGGCUGAUAAAUUGAAACUUGAAUUAACGUUACAUUUUGUUGAGUGUACUCAACUGUUCUCAGUUUAGUCCCCAGGGCCGGGUUGUUCAAAGGUAGGUUAAGAUAAUCCAGGGUUAGUGCGAAAUUUGAAUUCAGAUAUGAAAGCUUAAAGGGCAAAUUCAGUUUAAUUCUUUUUGUCUACAAUUUGAUGAUUGGCUACUCUAGAAAGGUUAGAGAAAAUUGUCCAAGAAAAUGCUUUUGAUGAUGAGAAAAAGAGAUCCGGGUUAAAAUUUACCCCUGGUUUAGUGCUAAUCGGCCUUCGAACAACAGGGCCCAGAACGCUGGAAAUGGCAUUUUAGGGCUUUUCAAUUUCAAACUUUUCUGGGAGACCCCCAUAAAACUGAGAAGGAGACUAACGCCGGGUCUCUUAAUACAGUCAGUGACUCUAUUCAAACCUGCCAGCUACUUCAAUAGUUAUUGAAACCCCUGGGCCCGUUUUUUUCAAACUUGAAAAAUGCACAACAAUAAAGAAACAUUAAGAAAAGAUGUCUUGGUGCAAUGGGGGUAUAAACAUCUUGAGCAAUUGAUUUCAGAGCUAACUGUGAGCGACUCGUGUGGUUAAAUCUAAGCCAGUGUAUUUCAAGACAAAAAUUUACAUGCCAAAAAAAUUGCAGCAUGGAAAAUGAGUGUUGGAUUUUAGAAAGUAAGAAAGUGCGCACCUUGUUUCCUAAAAUUAUUAGGGUAACUUCUGAUUAACUCCAUCAUAUGAAGGCCACUAAUUUUGAUAUCCCAUAUCAUGUUGACCCAUAGGGUUGAUAAAGGAACUAAAAUCCUCUUGAUGCGAGUGACUCUCACAACCAAAUACGUCUUAAAAUUAAACACUAUUAUAUUUUAACCUUUAUUAUGAGGAGACUUACUCUCCUCACAGUAUUAUUCUUCUGUUAACUUCUAAGCUUUCUUCUUCAACUUAACCCUCAUUGAUCUUCAACAGUUCUGUAUAUAUUUCUCUCUUUCUCUUCUCUUUCUCUCUCUAUAACUGCAUACUGAACCUAUUCCUUAGCAGCUCGUUAUAUAUUUCCUUGGUCAUUGCUAAUAGGUUUACAUAAAUAAUAAUGCGUAGGAUGUAUCUGCCAACAAAAACGAGUCAUAAAACUUAUGCUUCCUUAGUUAAUUACUAAAACGGUCGAGAUGUCCAUUAAUUUAAAAGAUAAGUAUCUUCCGAGCGACGUCAAGUUUGGAGACAAGAUGUCCCACUCUCAAAAAGCACACUGUUAAUAUUUAUGUUUCUGCGUGAAAAGCUUAUUAGUAAAUUGGUUAUUAAAUCUUUAAAAUCGGGGACGGAGAUUAGUCCUGUGACAGGGUCCUUUGACUUGUUACCAUUAGCUUCUUUGACUUACACGAAUUCUUUUCCUUUCAUAUGCAAAAAAGAUCUAGUUCAGGACUCGGAGAAAGCUGGACGAUGAGACUGACGACAAAAAGAUAUAUUAUCUGGCUUUGUGUCAUCCUGCUAGGAACUUACAUCAUUUGUUUGCAGAUGUGUCAAUACUGCAAGAGAAAUAGAAAGGUGGGUCAGGAGAGCUCUUUGGUCCCCCAGUGGUUUCUCUAAAGGAAGUAUUAACUGGCAGUUUUGUAAAACUUGGCGACAAAACGGAAUGAUGCCUGCUCUUCUUUAAGAGUCUUUAAAGCUGUAAAUAUUUUUUCGCGUCAAAGGACAUAUGUCUAGCCAUGGCCAAGUCAUUAUUGGUCGGACAAAACAAAAAUGCGGUCUGACUUAAUUGGGCUCACGUACAGUAUGCCUCUUAAUCAACAGACCAUUUUCGAGUUCCUAAGUGCAAACGCUUUCUUGUGAAAAUGAGUUUUAUUUGCAUGAAACUAAUGAAUCACUUUUAUAUUAAUAGCUUCGCACAUCCCCUCGAUUUGAAACAGAGGUUUGUAGAAAUUCGGAAUUGUAUAUUUUUGCAUAGCUGAUGCGGGAUUUGAUUGGCAAGCGUUGAGGCCGGUGCUCUUGUUGGUUUUUUUGUAUAAAAGUAUUUGGUCUACUUUAGAAAGUGACCAAAUGAUUUGGAAAAAACCUCCUAGAUUUUUUAAAGGGAACCUCCACUUCAACAAAAAGAUAACUUUAAAUCGCAGGAAAUAACUGUUACAGUCAAGUCAAUCUAAAAUAUUUUUAAAGAAAGCGUUUGUAUCCGAAAGAAAUAACUUUUAGAUUCGCCUAUUUUUGUUUUCAAAUUUUGCGGGCGUCGCCAUCUUGAAUAAUUGUGACGUGUAAUGGUUGCCCUAUUGUUAUUAAACAAAAACUCUUUGUGUCAGAACAAUAGAGCAACCGUAACACGUCACAAUUAUUCAAGAUGGCGGCGCCCGCGAAAUUUGAAAGUGAAAAUAAGCGAUUUUAAAAUUCUCUUUUCCUGAUAUAAACACUUUUUUUAAGACAAAUUUCGAACAAAUUUGUUUAUCAACAUAAUUUAUUCGAUUUAAACUUAUUCUGUACUAAGAGUGGAGGUUCCCUUUAAAACAAAAUGAUAUUCUUCAGAUGAAUCGUCGUUUUAUAUGACCAUCGUUGAAAAGCUACAAGGCGAUAAAAAGGGUUAUAAUGCGUAGUCUGAAAUGUCAGUAGUCUCCUUUCUCUAACCCGUGGGAAUGCAGGGGAGAGAGACUCAGGGCAUCUAAAUUUCACAUUUCCCCGGGGGAUCAAGCGCUCGAACCCCCUUAGUAUGCUCACGCUUAACACAGGUUUGGACUAACACCCUCCCCUACCCUCUCAGUCUUGCUCCGCGGUCCCUGUAAGAAAGUGUAUGUCAAUAAAGAAAAGUAAAGAAUGCAUCAAAGGAUGAGCGCAUCCCAAGGGUGAGGGGGGAGGAGAUGGCUUAUAUUUCAGACUAUAUAAUGCGCAAUUUUUUGUCGGAAAUUUCGUGUCUUAAGUGAACUGCACCUUCUCAAGAGGCACCUCAAUGCAUGCCAAUUAAGUCCCUAUUUCUCGCAAUAGGUUAAAGCAAUCCACAUGAUCUUCUCAUAAGCGUUUCUUUUUUUUAAAGGAAUGAAACUACUAAGAAGUGAAAUUGCAUUUCAAAAGCCCUUCGUUUUUUAUGAAAUAACAGCCGAUCAAUCAAGAUUUUCCAAUUUUUACUGCGGAAUUUAUUAAUGUUUUAAAACUUCAUCCCAAAAUAACUCGAUAACGCUCUCGUAGAUUUUCCUCAAAGUUCACUCUGCAGCUUGCCAUUCUCAUGGUACAAAACAGUCCACAAAAGAGGCACUGGGACAAGACAAAUAAAGGAAGGUACCAUUUAAAAUUACGUAUGCCUUUUGUUGGUCUUGCCCCAGUGCGACUUUUGCGUCCCAGCAUGCCGGUUUUGUACCACGUGAAUGGCAAGCUGCAAAGGGCCUUUUAGAGGAAGAAGCUCCCUUGAACUAGUGCCGAGAAAUACGGCCGCGAGGUAAAAAUGGUAAUAAAGUCAUUACGUGGCAUAAUACUGGUCACAGCAAAUCUUCAUUUUUAUCUAAUACUCCAGUGGUGGUCAUUUUCCGUAUCUUUGUUAAUGGCAACGUAUUCAGUGCAAAAACAUGAGAGGUAUUGACCCUGAAAAAUCCAAUCGAGCCACCUUAAGGUCCCUUAUGUUUCACUACUGACUACUUCUGUGCUUGUAGGAACCCAAAACAUGGUCAGAGUGUCAGGUGACCGUUGCCAAAGGUUCCUCCUGCUUUUCAUCGUUUUUAGAGGACUGGAUUUGCGUCAGUGAGAAGCCCCGAGAUGAGGACGUAUUUUCCAACUACAUUGGAAAAGACUGUGAAGAUAUACGAAAGAAGCAAUUUCCUCACCCUACCCCUACACAAGAAGAAAAGGACUUUCCAAUCGCUUACGCUAUGGUUGCAUUCACUAACGCGAAUUUGGCAGAGAAAGUUUUACAAUCCAUUUACAUGCCGCAUAAUAUUUACUGCAUUCACGUAGAUGUAAAAUCCUCUGAGGCAUUUCGCUAUGCAAUGUGGGCCAUGAGUAGUUGCCUUGACAACGUUUUUCUGACCACGAAAACGGUAGACCUUAUAUGGGCACACGUCAGUACCCUAUAUGCACAGCGAAACUGCUUAAGUGACUUAAUGGAAAGCCCAGUACAGUGGAAAUAUUUUAUGCAUAUAUCUGGACAGGAGUUGCCACUUUACAAGAACGCCGAAAUUGUGCGCGCUCUUGCCAAUCUGAAUGGGUUUAAUAACAUUGAAAGCUUUGCCAUACCUAAAGGCAACUGGCCUCGAAUGUUGUACUCACAUAGGGUAGAGGUUGUUAAAGGUGCAGAUUUUCAUAGCAGAUACAAGUGGUCUCGGACUGAUAUUGCGAAAAGUCCCGCCCCUUGGGGAAUUCAGCUAAAGAAGGGCUCUAACUUUGUGGCUCUCACUCGUGAAGCUGCCAACUUUAUCCUUCAUAAUAAAGUAGCGAUCGACUUUCUGUCAUGGCUGAAUGACACUGAAUCUCCAGACGAAGCAUUCUAUUCUUCGCUUCAGCAACACCCUGGUUUCCCAGGAGGCAUCAGGGGUGAGCAACCUGAGUGGAUCUUACGUGCGGUUAGCUGGGAAGAUGAGAACACGUGUUACGGAAGAUGGGUCCGAAACGUUUGCUGGGUCACAACACGUGAUCUGAGUUGGAUAUUGGGUUCAUAUUUUCGUAAUAGAAUCUUCGUUACUAAGAUCCCGUUUGAUUACAGAGAGGAACUUGUCAAGUGCUUAGCAAUCGCAAGAUCAACAAGGAAAUAUGGUCAAGUGUUUAAUUUCUCUUUGAACUAGCAGG
This is a messenger RNA of Porites lobata, 13072 nucleotides long. The record is from the annotation of a GenBank genome assembly. NCBI's taxonomy places the organism in Eukaryota, Metazoa, Cnidaria, Anthozoa, Scleractinia, Poritidae.